AUGCCCAACCGAUCCCAUGCGCGCAAGACCAUCGAUGGAGCAUUUCUCCAUGCCUAUAUUAUGGGACAAGAUUCUUACCCUAUUUCCUACGACCAGCAUAUCCGCGCUACAAAGUAUAGAGCACUAGCCAUCUAUGGCUCAUUCACUUGCCAGUCACUUAGUUGCGCUAGUCGCACUUGGACCUCAGGCAUCAUCGCCACUGAACUCAAAUUUUCGAAUGUUGACAACUCGUACCACACGACUAUCCAUUCACAGAGAUGUAAGGACUGUGAGCAAUAUGUAGAGCCAUCGGUCAAUAUAGACGAUUAUACAGAGAAGAUACUGUGGGUCUUGGAUUUGUGGAGAGGCCACAGGAAAGCGAUAAAACAGACUGAUAAUAGAAGUUCGGAUGGGCCUCAUGGCGAUGAACGCUGUCAUGCAUGUGUCGUUGGUUCGUGUCCUUGGAAGACCAGAAGACGCUGA
Lobosporangium transversale is the source of this 462-nucleotide messenger RNA. RefSeq lists its product as hypothetical. Lineage: Eukaryota; Fungi; Mortierellomycota; Mortierellomycetes; Mortierellales; Mortierellaceae. The record is from RefSeq and is a predicted model, not a curated record. The transcript has a single exon. Bases 1 to 462 code for a protein of 153 amino acids.